Molecule: messenger RNA, 216 nt
Organism: Rotaria sp. Silwood2
Lineage: Eukaryota; Metazoa; Rotifera; Eurotatoria; Philodinida; Philodinidae
Source: the annotation of a GenBank genome assembly
AUGUAUGCCAAAGUUCAGAUGGCUGAUGAAACAAUUAAUUCAGCAAUAAAAUUAAAAUCACUUGAAGCUUUACAUUUUAUAGAAGCAAAAUGUCAAUUAAAUGAAACAAAUUUAACAAAAAUCCGUCAAGCAAAAGAAAAAAUACAAGAUUAUGAUUAUAAUCCAUUAAAAAAUGUAUUUAAAAUAUUUAAUCGUGAAAAUCGAGCUGAUGAAUAA